AUGGCAGAUCAUGGAAGCCCUUGCAAUGGGCAGGAAGCCACCUACUGUAUGAACGGAGGGACAUGUUACAAAAUAGCUUCUGUGGACACACUCUCUGUGUGUAAGUGCAAUGAAAAUUAUAAAGGCAGCAGAUUGUGAACACUGCAGCUCUUCAGCUUUAGCCCCAAUUCAGAGGAGGCCGGUUUAAUUGCAGCCGUGGUCGUCAUUGCCCUCCUUAUCUUGGUGGUGCUGGUAGUCAUUAUCUACUACAUACGCAAGAUGCUGAAAGCCAAGAAACAGAGACAAGAGAACCAACAGAACCAUAGGCAAGAAUACUGGAAGGUACAAUCAAGAGCAUGAACUUUUCUUCUGAUGUAAAUUACUACUCUGUUUUUGUUUGUAUAUUUAAUGGCUUCAUAAAAUAAUUGUAUUAGUGUCAUUUAUCUUGUUAUACUAUCUGAGGUUUUAAGUACGACUAUAAAAAAAAAGAAAAAAAAAAGAGUAAAACUGUUGCAUUGACCCUAAUGGCAGGGUGACGAGUAUCACACCAGCAUCAUUCUGGUGUUAAAUCACAUUUCAAAUCUGUAUGCCUUGUCUAAGAUAUAUUAAAGUGCAAUUUAAGUGCAACUUUUUGAAAUUUGUGGCAGUUUUGGGAUUAUAACUAACUUGCUGU
Archocentrus centrarchus (flier cichlid) is the source of this 652-nucleotide messenger RNA. RefSeq names its product neuregulin 4 (gene nrg4). Gene Ontology annotation, biological process: epidermal growth factor receptor signaling pathway; positive regulation of mitotic nuclear division; positive regulation of cell population proliferation. NCBI's taxonomy places the organism in Eukaryota, Metazoa, Chordata, Actinopteri, Cichliformes, Cichlidae. The record is from RefSeq and is a predicted model, not a curated record. Gene Ontology annotation, molecular function: growth factor activity; epidermal growth factor receptor binding.